Messenger RNA from Nakaseomyces glabratus, 1020 nucleotides. It is a transcript of the gene RTC4, whose product is annotated as Rtc4p. NCBI's taxonomy places the organism in Eukaryota, Fungi, Ascomycota, Saccharomycetes, Saccharomycetales, Saccharomycetaceae. The record is from RefSeq and is a predicted model, not a curated record.
AUGGAGGACAGCAUCGAUUUACAGCGCGAGUCCCUUAACAAGCUGAUACCAGAGUCUGGUAGCGAUGAUACUAGUAGUAGUGAUGAGGUUAACGGAUUGCCAACGAGUAGCGAUGGUGCUGACGACGUUAGCUUGAUUAACAGCGAAGAUUUGAAUAGUUCGUUAUUGAAGAGCGACCCUGGAGGUACUAAUAAAUCAGAUCAAACCAAGAAUGAUGAGACUGAUUCGAACGAUGAUCAACGAAUAGUUUUAUCGGGUGGAGUUGAAUUGGAAGAAGUACAAGAAACUGUAAAAGUAUACAAUAACGUAAAACAGGCAUUGCUAGAAGUGGAAACAACAGAUGAGUCUCAGUUAAUAUUAGAUAAAAUUAAAAGAGAUAGUCAGUAUUCUAGUGACACAGAGUGUGAAAGUCGAGAUGCGGAUAGUGAAUUAGAAGAUAUUCAAUUAGAGUUCCGAAGUAAAUAUCCACAGUUACAAAUCCCAUAUAGCGAUGAGCUUUGUGUAAAGAUCAUACCUUACUUGGAUAUUGUUUAUGACAUUCUGAGUGGGGUUGUUACUUCAAUGUACUAUACUAGAGCUAAGAGAGCAGCCAUGGAUUCCAAAAAGGCAUUUUUAUCAGCAGAGGAUUUUCGAAACUUGGACAUCAAUUUAUUUACUGCCGGAUAUUUUGGUCUCCGAAGACAAUUGAAAGUUGGUAAUAUUAUUUAUGAAAAGUUUAGGGAUGAACUUGCUCGUUCUAAAUCUCCUAAGAUACAAUGGUGGGGCCCCAUUGACUUUGCCAAUUACGUCUUGGCACCAGAAGUAUUAGUUAGCUUUGUGCUUGAUACAUGCCAGAAUAAAAGGUCUGUGCAGCUGACCUCGAGGCAAGAUGUUUAUGAAUUAUUCGACAAUACGACUUAUUAUGGCAACACAGUGACAGACAAUGAACCUUUAGAGUCCUGGGAAUUAUCAAGGAAAAAAAGAAAAUAUGGACCUACUAAUAAUCAAAAAACUCACAAAACUAGGAAGAAGAAGUCAUGA